Molecule: messenger RNA, 7281 nt
Organism: Porites evermanni
Lineage: Eukaryota; Metazoa; Cnidaria; Anthozoa; Scleractinia; Poritidae
Source: the annotation of a GenBank genome assembly
GCUUACUCAAAAAUUUUCUUCCGUCUGCGUCAUAACCAAAUUCAUUGGAUCCACCCCUUACAAGGAGAAAGCCAAGCAAUUCAAAUGAACUUAGCUCGAUACAGAAAGGCAGUGUACGGUGCACUGUGGGUGCAGGCAGCAUUCGUCGAUUGUUAUCUGCCACUUAUCUCCUCUGGGGGGGGGGGGGGGGACUCCCCGUAUGAAAGGGGUGGGAAUGCUCUUCGUCUAGCUUAGGGGUGUAAAUUUCGGAUUUUGGUCUCACUUAGGGUGUUCUGGGCAAAACGCCAUCAUAUUUAGCCGUGAAAGUCUCGCUUAGGGUUGCACGCGAAAAAGUAUAAAAAUUUAUAUAUUGUCUGUGUUUUAGCAUGGUCUCUUUUAGGAGUCCAAAAAAGCUUGGGCCCCGCCCAGAUCGGUCUCCUUUAGGGGUUUAAUUCAAAAUUUCCGACGAGCAUCCCCACCCCUUUCAUAUCCGGAGUCCCCCCCGGGCACUUAUCAUCAUAGCAACAGCUUUAAUACAUCGAAGAGGGAUGCAUUUAUCCUCUUACCUUGCUUGGCAAUUUACAAGUACUUUAGUAUAUAUAAACUCAUCACUGAACCCCUUUAUUUAUUACUGGAAGAUCAGAGAAGUGAAAUUAGCUGUAAAAGGCGACUCGUCCGUCGAUGGAGCGGUUAGUUUACUAUGGUCUACUCUGCUUUUUAGUUAUAAAUUCAUUCCAAACCAAAACUUGCUUUACGAAAAAAUCCUCCCCGAAAAGAAAUCAACGGGUUUAGUUGAAUCAUUUUUUAUACAAACGAACAUUGCGAUACACAAUCAUAUCAUAUACUCCAGUAAAACGGGGAAAGCCGCGAGCAGAAUUUAUUUCACUGUAGAAUUUCAGUUUUGCGUUCAGGCUAGCGGUAUAUCACGUGACUCAGUUACUGGCUUAAUUUACACUGAUUAAAUGUGUUACAGAAAACACCCACGUGUAAGAACCUAGUGGUUUAAAAAUCUGCUGGCAGAAAUUGUCCACUUUAAUUUACCCAAUCAUAAAAGAACUUGUUUAGCCAAGCAAAAUCAAGCAGGUUCUUAUGUGGGUUAAAGUUCAAUCAUUGCUUUCGAGGUACGAGAACGCAACCUCUAAUUUCUGUUGGGUGUCCUGUGCAAUUAAUAAGGGAGGUUUUUUCGAGAUUGCAUUUGUGUCGACACAUAUUUGCCUCGUUUUGAGGCGCUUGCUUACGUUUUGCCUCUCUUUGACACGCUAACUCACGUGGUGAUUCGUGUGUUCAUCUUUCAAACGUUUGCUGAGGUCGGCUAUUCUGUCUUCCUAAAGCCUUCAUCUUUUAAAAGCCGGUGCUGAAUCUUCGUAAAGCUUACAUAUUUAAGAGUGUACUGAAGGUCUACUACCGAUCUGUGUUUAAUAAAUCUUCCAAAGCGUUCAUCUUUCACAAGUUUGCUGAAACUUUACACCCUGAGUGAAAUUUUACUUUGGAUUAAGCCUUCAUAUUUUUCUUUGGAAAAUGCGUGCGAAUCCUGGUGCAUGCAUCAAAUCGGGUUGUUUAGCUCGGCGUCCGUUUUGCCACGAAGUAAAUCUACCGGAGAGUUGUGAAGCUCGGCGCCCGUUGUGCCACAAAAUAAAUCUACUGAGUUGUGUAACUAGGCGCCCGUGGUGCCACAGAGUAAAUCAACCGAGUUGUGUAGCUCGGCGGCCGUUAUUCCACAAAGUAAAUCUACCUAGAUGUGAAGCUCGGGGGCGCCUUUUCAUCAGUGGAAGCUCAAUUCUAUGAUAUAUGUUAUUUACAUUUUAUUACCUUGUUUAUGCAUUAUAUUUCCUCGUUUUUGCUCUAUGUUUAAUAAAACUGUAUUGUUCUUAGCCAAUCCUCAGAUUUAAGAAUUUUUUUUUAAUGUCUAUUAUUAUGAUGAAAAACAGGUUACAUUCAAAUAAUUCCCUAAGCUCUGAAACUGUUUCAGUUUCAGUUUAGUUUCAAUGUAUUUUUUUUGCCAGAAAAAAAAAUACAUAUGCAUAGAGACAUUCAAUAUAUUACGAAAAUGUUAUUUAAAGAUUAAAGAGACGUAAAUUGCAAGUAAAAGAAUUUUUAAAAAAAAUUCCUGGCGAGGAAGCUCAAAUGGAAACCUUAGGGCUUAUUAUAUGAGCUCGCUUCCCAACCGAAGACUAAACAUAAUGAAUAAAUAAGCUGCAAAAUCAUACUCAAAUAUAAUUAGGAUAAAAAGCAAGCAAAACAAAACGGACAAAACAGACAAAAAGCAGCAAAAAACAAGUAUUAUUUACAAAUGGUUAAUCAACUAAGAAGAAAUAAUUUAAUCUGGAUGUAAAAAGAGAUAGUAGCAGCAAAAACGAACGUAAAACAUUUUUUUCUCUUUAAUUCUCAUCUCGUAAGUAUGGUACAAACUGACCCAGACAUAAUUUAGCCUAUUUUUUGAACAUUUGUAUAACUGUUAAGACUUCCUGGCUGCGAUGAGACGAUUAGUAGUACAUUAAUAAAAAGCCUUUUUUAAUCAUUUUGAAUCUUUGUUCUACAGAUGUAUCGAUCAAGAAUCGGUUAAUGAGGGGGGUGAAUAGGUCUGCGGAUCGGCGGAUUUGGCCUUAAAAAGCUCACGGAUUGUGGAUUUCGGCGAUAAAUCGAGCGGAUUCGCGGAUUUGAAAAAUACCGUAGAUCGCGGCUCAGCUGAAAGUUUUGGCCCGGUUUUCGGAUUCUGUCAGUCUAGAAGUUCGGAUUGUGGAUCGGAUCAUCUAUUUUCGGUCGGCCUUGGUCAAUGUGUUGGUGUUUUCUCGGCUAACAUUCCACUUUCGAGGUUUCCGGAAGAGACUUUCUCGUGACCCAACGCAUGUACAUUUAUUCUAGUAUAGACAGCACUUUAUAAAAAAAAUGCGCUUUAAUUGAGUGUCAAUGUAUUAAGCACGAAAGUGCUAAUUGGGACACUGUAUUUUACGUCUCCUAAUGGAGACGGGACCGGCAUCUUACGUGGUCAUCCGAGCCACGCGAAGGUCCAGCCGCCUGCAGGGCAAAGGAAGUACCUUCAUUUCUCAGUUAUUUUAAGACCCUGAGUAUUGGUCCGGCCCCGAGAAUCGAACCGGCGACCUCCCGCUCUGCAGUCAAACGCUCUACCGACUGAGCUAAUCCUGCCGCGGUUGACGCGGCAGGAUUAGCGUGACGGAAAUGACGUCAGGCAACCUUGUGCAUGGUUCCUGCAUGGUGACACAUGGUUCAGGUCUUGCCCAAGAACACAACGCAGUGCCCCGGCCAGGACUCGAACUCGGACGGUCCGAUCCAGAGUCCAGCGCACUAACCAUUAGCCCACAGCGCCUUCCACAUUCAUUUUGUAAGAUGAGAGUUAUUUUCCGUCAUCACAUUUGCUGGACUGUUAUACUGGAUUUUUGGGCCCUCACAUUUAAUGCUAGGAUUGACAGCGACUCAUGAACUAUAAAAAAAUCAAACUUACAAAUUGAUCGGUGAAAUGAUAAACUGGAUUUUGCUCCUUAUAUUUAAUGCUAGGAUUGACGAUCAUUGAGUACCAAACAAACUACGAGUAAAUGAAACUCUGUAUCUGCAUCGGAAAACAAAUGCAGUUUGCCGUUGCUAACCCUUUUACCCGUCUGUUGCCAAGUGGAAACAUGUUUAUGUGAAAAAAAUUAUGGUUUCAAGACUUCCAAGAUGAACCAUGGAAAGUACUUACUGGUAAGCAAAUUACCAUGAAGUUGAGUUCUGCCUCUUCCGAAUUUUGCGGCUCGACUAGAAGCAUGUCCAAAGCGGCGGAUGUCAGUAAGUAAAUUAUUGAAAAAUCUUUUACGCACUACCAGAUACUUUCAUUUUGCAAGCUUGCAGACCAUUUGAUUGGUCAAAUCUGUAUUGUUGGAAGAAACAUUAUAAGCUCUGUCCCUAAUGCUUAAUGUUUUGAAGCUGUAACGAAACCAUUUUAAACAUGAAGUCCCGCAUCUGUUGCGAUUACAGAUCUAGAACAACUAUAUUAAGUAAUUCAUUUUUUCAUGCUACAACGCUACUUUCUAUAUACCACGAAAAAUUUUUAAAGUAACACGGAUUCGGAUUUGAACAAAAAUUAAGUCGGAUCGACGGAUUGGGCCUAAAAAUACCACGGAUCGGCGGAUUUGCACACCCCUAUUCACCCCCCUCGUUAAUAAACUUUGUAUCACUGAUCAUGACAGUUUAGCUCGUUUUCUAAAAACCAGACAAUUGUGCUAUUUGUUUUGCCAAUUGCACGGCAGCAACAAGAUUGCCAAUAACUCAGAAAUCAGUCAGAAAUCCGUUUAAUAAAAUGAAAAUACAGCUCACAUAUCUAAUUGGUUUGUGACAUGUUGAAGCUAUCAUAUAAGGAAAACAGAUAUAUUAAAAAAAGGUUCGUGAAACUGCAAUAAGCGUAAAAGUCUCUUGGCCUUUAAUAACAACACCACAAACCAAAUUCGAAUGAAGAUUUAUUGUAGCCGACGUGCUUGGUACUUGAAAUAAAAUGCGUGGUAAAAUGAGUGUGCAUACAAACAGCAUGGAUUGAAACUAAAACGGUAAAAGAGCAAAAAAGUUACAAGACUAAGGUAAAUUAGAGUAAGGAAAUAGCAAAACUGCAAAACGAGGACUGUGAAGUAAACUUACAUUGUUUCGGCCAGAGAAAACUGCUGUGAAGCGGACUGCGAAUAACGCGAAGAGACUUGCAAGAAACUAAACAGAACUGCGCUAAGCGCGGACCAAAAUGAACUGCACAAACUGUACUGCAAAACUACGAUAUGGAAAAUACGCUAGAACAUGCGGAAAAUAAAACUAUAGAAACUUAGAAAGGCGCUAAUGAAGAUGAAACAGCAAAGAAACGCUAACGAGGGCGCGAAAACUGACAGAAAGGAAUAAAUACCUAAAUUAACGCUAAAAAAAAAGACUAAACAAAAGGACGAAAAGAAGUAUAAACUUAUUUGCGUACGCAAAGGAAAAACAAAUUACGCAAGAACGAAUAAUAGAAAAAAUGUUACACUUGGAUCUUACAGUUCGCUUGAACGUAGUUGCUUCGGAGAAAAGUCAUCGUAAUGACAAACUACCAAGCAAUUUAUUAGACACCUGUAUUGUUCCGCAAAAUUCACUGGAGAGUCGAGGAGAGGUUCAUGGCGUUUUAAUUUUAAAUAUUUUACCUUUCAUAUAACAGAUCCGAAUUGGACGCGCCGGGAGUUGAUGUAAACGGGGGAAAUGAAUUUAAAAAGCAAUUUAAAUGAAGAUAUAAUCUUGACGUGGUGAAAUAGCAAUUUAAGCAGUUGCAAAUAAACCGCCCAAAAUGUUAAAGUUAUAGCAAACAAAGUUUGACAUGUCUGGGGAUAUACUCGGUUAAGACUUCCUCUUCUAAAGAAAAUGUGGCCAAUUUAGUGCUGGUAUCCAUGUGAACGUCAGUCAAACCUGAUUAUAGAAAACCGGCACAAGCAAUUUGAAGCUACAAAAUAAAGAAACACUUUGAUAUAAGCCCCACGAGUAGCAGGCUCGCCAAUAUAAGCUCCCCUCUAACUUGCAUUGAAAUGAAUUUGAUUUAUUAUGAUAUUUUGAAGCUUUUACCAGUAACUGCAAAACAUAUUUAAAUCAGCACUGCGUUAGUUUGUUUCGAACAGCUUUUUCCAAUUCCGUUAAAAUCCCCCUUGGAUAUAAGCCCCUCCGUUUACUUUAUCAAGAGCCCUUGUAAAAUCCCUUUCAAAGAUUUAUAAUCCCAGGGCUUUUAAGCGGCUGUUUACGGCACCGCAUAUCAUAUGUUCGGCUCACAAACUUAACACCUCCGUUAGCGAAAUUUUCUCGUUCUUGCUCUCACUAUGUUUACUAAAACUGCUGAUUGCUCUCAGCUAAUCGUUGAGUUCAAUUUUUUUUUUCAUGAUUUUUAUAUGAUAAAAACAGGUUACUUUCUAAUUUCCUAAGCUCAAACGAACAUUUUAUUUUCUUUAAUUCCCACCUCGUAAAUGGCCCAGACUUUCGAGCCCAUUAUUUGAACAUUUAUACAUUGUUACUGAGACCUCACUGCCUGCGAUGACAUUAUGAGCGCAUCAGUUUAACUUCUAGCAAUUGACGAAAACCGUUUUUUACUCAAUUUGAAUAUAUGCUUAAAAGAAAUAUCGAUCAAGACUUGGUUAAUAGACUUUUUAUUACUAACAGUUUAACUCGUUUUCUAAGAGCCAGGCAAUUGUACUAUUUGCUUGCUAAUCGUACGGCAACACAAGGGCAACACCAAGAUUGUCGAAUUCCAUCGUUUAAUAAACUGAAAAUACAGAGCAAAUAUUUAAUUGUUUGCUGACAGGGUGCACGUAGCAGUCAUAUAAGGAAGACAGAUAUAUUAAAAAAGAGUUCAGUUGACUGUAGCCGCAUCGCAGAAAAGUCAUGGAAAUGAAAAAUUUGACUGGAGGUGAAAACCUGCAAACAAUUGCAGAACUUGAAUGCUCUGAGGAAUUUACUGGAGAGGUACAUGGCGAGCUCGUUUUUCUCUCUGUCAUUAACACUUUUUUGUCAAUUACAGCAUUUUUGGGGAAUACUCUGAUCCUAGUUGCCCUUCACAAGGACACAUCAAUUCAUCCGUCAUCCAAACUCCUGUAUCGUAACCUAGCGAUAACUGAUCUUUGUGUUGGUAUCGUUGCGGAGCCUCUAAGCGUUGCAUAUUGGACAUCCGUGGUGAACGAAAGAUGGUAUAUUUGCCAUUACGCAGAUUUGAUAACAUAUUUCCUAGGUGUUACUUUGUGUUCAGUGUCGUUGAUAACAAUGACCACAAUAAGCGUGGACAGACUUCUUGCUUUGUUACUGGGUCUCAGAUACAGACAAGUUGUAACUUUGCAAAGAACACGUUUAAUCGCUAUUGGUGGUUGGAUUGUGUCCGUUGUCGGUGCAUCUGCAUCCUUUCUGAGUCUUCUUAUAUUUUCUUUGUACCAAUAUAUUGUUAUAGCUUUUUGUUUAGUCACUACAAUCUGUGCCUACACAAAAAUUUUCAUGUCUCUGCGUCAUAACCAAAUUCAUGGUCAGAACCAUGUUGUUCAAGGGCAAUCGAGCCAAGCAAAUACACUGAAUAAAGCUCGAUACAGAAAGGCAGUAUACAGUGCACUGUGGGUGCAGGUAACAUUGGUUAUUUGUUAUCUGCCGUACGGUAUAACUGCAGCUUUAACACCUCAAAGGGGGAUGCCUUUAUCUACUUACCUUGCUUUGCAAUUUACAGGUACUUUAGUGCUUUUAAACUCGUCGUUAAACCCGUUUCUGUACUGCUGGAAGAUCACAGAAGUGAGACAAGCUGUAAAAGAAACAUUACAACAACUACACUUCUGUAUCUGA